Helianthus annuus (common sunflower) is the source of this 447-nucleotide messenger RNA. Its product is annotated as proline-rich extensin-like protein EPR1. The record is from RefSeq and is a predicted model, not a curated record. The transcript has a single exon. NCBI's taxonomy places the organism in Eukaryota, Viridiplantae, Streptophyta, Magnoliopsida, Asterales, Asteraceae. Bases 1 to 447 code for a protein of 148 amino acids.
AUGAAUCCACUAGAAAAUCAAUCCACCCCACAGCAGCAAACACCACAACAACCACCGAUUACUGAGAUGCCACCAAUGCCACCACCUCCAUUUACAUUUGAACCACAACAACAAACCCCACCCAUUGCACCAUCAUCAAGGACGACCACCCAACCAACCUCUGCUCCAACUGGAGAAUUUCACGUUAUUGGUGGACCACUUUACUCUCUAGAAAGCCAACUACCAUCACAGCCCAAUCCGUUGCGGCCCGUGAAUCAACCAAAUUUAGUGCCAUACCCGAACCGGUCGGGUGCUAUGUUUGAGCAAGUGGAAAACAGGGCGAGAACAGAGACAUGGGAUGACGGAUAUGGAGAUGAAGAGUGGGGGAUAAACGAGGGUUAUAUGGGAUAUCCAAGUGGUUUUCAAAAUCCGGCAUUUAACCGUAAUCAGCCAAUGUAUCAGCAAUAG